Besnoitia besnoiti is the source of this 1083-nucleotide messenger RNA. Its product is annotated as SAG-related sequence. Lineage: Eukaryota; Apicomplexa; Conoidasida; Eucoccidiorida; Sarcocystidae. The transcript has a single exon. Gene Ontology annotation, cellular component: membrane. Bases 1 to 1083 code for a protein of 360 amino acids. The record is from RefSeq and is a predicted model, not a curated record.
AUGUCACGAUCCGGUGCAGGUAGAGUUCUGUAUAUUUUCCUGUUCAUGGCACCCGUGUGGUCGCAACUGGUAUCAACGGCAGAAAAUAAACAGGUAUUGCCGCAGUGCACAGUGCGCGAUGCGGCUACCACGUGCGUCUGCGAAAGCUUAGAGGCUAAAGGUGGACAAGCUCAAUCCGUUAACGCGGCUACGUUAUCAGAGUCGGCGAACACCCUCCAGGUCCAAUGCACAGAGUCCUCCACAUUCGUGCCCUCCGACCUCGACAGCGUCUGCACGGGCGCAACAGGGGAGGCUUCUAUCACGACGUGUGAGAAAUCCAAGAACCCAAUCACCAAGGUGAAAAUCAGCACCCUUCUAUCUAAGGAAGCCGACCCCGGCACCAAAUGGACCAAGAAGGAGCAAAACAGCCAUUCGCUAACUAUUCUCUCGACAGAUUUCCCUCUAGUUGACAGGCACUUCUUCAUCGGGUGUGGAGAAAAACAGACGGAAGGGAACUCUUGUGUAGUGAACGUCACGCUGAAUGCAAGGACGUCGGCUCUCGCGGGCAACGUCCUUACGUGCGCGUACGGCGAGACGAGCAACUUGUCAAUUCCGAAAGUGGCACUGGACUCUACCAACGACUCCCUGACUGUCGUCUGCGGUGGUGAGGGAGCGAUGCCGGAGAGUAACGGAGCUCCCACCAUCUUCUUAUGCAAGGACCCAGAGACCGACGUCUGCACGAAGGUCGCGGACGUCCCUGAAGUGUUUCCGGGCUUCAGCAAGGCGUGGUGGACAAAGCAGGAUGGUCAGGAGAAUGCAGCCAAGCUGACGAUUCCGAAGGACGGAUUUCCUGUUGAGCCGAAGACUAUUAUGUUGGGUUGCAGUCUUCAGGGUAAAUCGCCCACUCAGAAGGAGACUGCAGAAGAAGACGGGUCAUCUGCAGCUUUGCUUCCUACGUGCAAGGUGAAGGUGACUGUCGCUGCCGGCGCGAGCAGUUUUUCGACUAUGAGCCUUUCAGCAGGCGUGCUUUUGUUGUCGAUUAUGUCUCUUGCUCAUGCAUAUCGUAUGUUAUUUAUUUCUGUUCCGCACUUCAGCAUCUUGUAG